This is a messenger RNA of Rhinocladiella mackenziei CBS 650.93, 1071 nucleotides long. RefSeq lists its product as uncharacterized. Lineage: Eukaryota; Fungi; Ascomycota; Eurotiomycetes; Chaetothyriales; Herpotrichiellaceae. Gene Ontology annotation, biological process: negative regulation of transcription by RNA polymerase III. The transcript is spliced from 2 exons. Gene Ontology annotation, cellular component: nucleus. The record is from RefSeq and is a predicted model, not a curated record. Gene Ontology annotation, molecular function: RNA polymerase III core binding. Bases 1 to 1071 code for a protein of 356 amino acids.
AUGAAGUAUAUGCCAACCCGCGAUCUGGACAUUGUCACCUCCUCCCUCAACUUUACUACCCCCGAUCUCCACGUUGUCGGCGGAUGCGAUUUGUAUACGACUAAGGCCGCAGGAGGAGACAAGAAAUUGUACAAGAGCAUUGAAAAUGGCCUCGAAGCGCAAUACAAGGCGAAUCUCCAAUUCUCCAAUUCCCUUUCUCCGCCGCAGGCGCAUAUGAUGGCUUCUAGUUUAAAUCUCAGUCGGAGUAGCCCAUUCGGCAAUCUGGGAAUGGUCAGCUCGAGGAGGACUUAUGCCUACCUUAUUGCCACUCUCAACGCUAGCCAUCCAGAUUAUGAUUUCUCUCACAUGCUCCGACCCACGGAUUUCAAGCGAGAAAAGAGCCUUCGGCAAGUCAUGAACAAUUUGGAUACAACUCUGUACAACUUGCGACCUCGACCAUUGAAUUCGUUUCUCAAUGUGCCAGGUUUGUCGCCGGAGUCUGCUUGUCCUCCUUCGAGUCAAACACACUGGGGUCCCGGCAUGUGGAGACUGAUCGAUCAACAGAUGAGCUUGAGAGACUGCAGCAUCUACCGAUAUGCACCGGAAGAUUUUGAUCCGUUUGAAGAUGACGAAGAGGGAUCAAUCUGGUCAAUGAACUACUUCUUUUUCAACAAAGCAAGAAAGCGGGUGUGUUACCUGUAUCUUCGAGGCAUCAGCGUUUUAGCAAUGUCUACAGUUGAAGGUCUUCGAACGCCGAUCAAAUCGAAGAGACUCGCAGAUGACGACUCAGACGGAUGGGCUACUCCAGAUCUAGGUGCUCAUAAGAGGGCGAGAUACUGGCUUGGAGACCGCGAGGACGUCGAGGUUGUUGAAAAUGCCGAUACUGAGAUGGCGUCGAUUGAAAAACCGAUUGAGGGACCAGUCCCCGAAGAACGAAGUGACGAAGAAUAUUUCCCCCCGCCAGCUCGACCGGUGGUUGAUGAACACGACAAUUACGUGCUGAGCGACGAAGAGAUGAGGAGUGCUAGGAGCAAUAGCAAGAGCACAGCUAGAGGUGUGAGUGAGGAAGUCGUCGGCCCAAUUGAAGUUUGA